AUGCUACAGACCUCUGAGAAACUUGUGCAUCCUGACCUACCACCACAGCAAAUGAAUAAGACAAAAUUAUUGAGUGAGAUCAAGAAAUACAAUCAAAUCAAUGACUGCAGAGAACGCUCUACACAAUACACACAGAACUACAAGCUGGGCUGGAGUCAGGCUCUCAACAACUUUAGCUCGUACGACCGCGGGCACCUAAACCCCGCAGGACACCAUGAAGGAGAAGCCUCCAAAGCCACCAUGACCCAUACCAACGUAGCUCCGCAAGAUGGGAAGAUGAACAAGGGGCUGUGGAACCAGUAUGAGACGAGGCUGAAGGUUAAUUUGAGUGAAGGCUGUAGUAAGAUGUAUGUGGUGACUGGGGUGGUCCCAGGCGACAAGUGGGUAGACCAGAACCAGCGAGUCAAUGUUCCGAGUCACUACUGGAAUGCCUACUGCUGCACCGACAACAACGACAACCCUCUCAAGUCUGGAGGUGCCUUGGGUCCUAACACAGCUUUCAGUGUUGUUACAGAGUAUAACUCUGUUACAGACCUUGAGACAAAGCUUAGAAGGCUACUGAAUGUUGACAACAAUUUCAACAUUUUUAAUGGCUGUUAGUCCAACAUAGAUGUGGACGUGUCUAAUAUAUCUGGUAUGAUUGUUUUGGAUUUUUAAUUAAU
Salvelinus namaycush (lake trout) is the source of this 662-nucleotide messenger RNA. RefSeq names its product nuclease EXOG, mitochondrial-like. The transcript is spliced from 2 exons. Lineage: Eukaryota; Metazoa; Chordata; Actinopteri; Salmoniformes; Salmonidae. The coding region runs from base 1 to 600 and encodes 199 amino acids. The record is from RefSeq and is a predicted model, not a curated record. Gene Ontology annotation, molecular function: hydrolase activity; nucleic acid binding; metal ion binding.